AUGACAUUCUGCAAUUGCCGCAUGAGGCGAUUAAGCAUAACCGGACUCAGGUUCCGAACGAAUCAAUCAUCGCAGAGGCAACCUGUAUCCUACGCGCUAAGUAGCCUGUUUAGAGUGCCUAAAACUAGCUUCCGUGCAAACGCCUGCUACCCCCAAAAAAGAAAAGGUUCUGGAAACUUACUCAGAAGAGUCGACCAUGCCUUAUGUCGACAUUUGGGGGUCACUUAUAUUUCGAACAAUACGACAAGGAGCAGUAACCCCCCCUCGAGCGGUGCGCGCCAACUUCAAGCUUCCGAUACCUCGUUUCGUCUUGCCCCAGCUCAGCGCUAUAUUCAUCACCACGAGGGAUAUUUGCGAAUGGCCAAGGGUGCUGGAGCCUAUCCCUCUAUAGCUCAGUGCCCGGCCGAUGGUACGGCCAACGUUCGACACGGGCCUCUUCACUUUGGAGAAAUAGCGUAUAAUCCCAGGCAAUUGAAGCGAGUAUGCCUUCACCCCGCAGAGCAUCGACUUAUUACGUUUAAAUAUCCACUUAAGCCCACUGAAUAA
Molecule: messenger RNA, 546 nt
Organism: Fusarium verticillioides 7600
Lineage: Eukaryota; Fungi; Ascomycota; Sordariomycetes; Hypocreales; Nectriaceae
Exons: 1
Coding region: 1-546 (181 amino acids)
Source: RefSeq, a predicted model, not a curated record